AUGCCGCCGGCGAUGUUUGCCGCGUUGUCUUUCCCUAUGACUAAACUGGCGCAUGCUCUUUUUCCCACCGCGAUGGCGAAUGGGACUAUUGCUGGCGCCUUCGCGUUCUACGUUUUGUAUGACUGCAUGCAUUAUGCACUUCAUCACACGAAGCUGCCCUCGUACGUUCGUGAGAUGAAGAAAUACCAUUUGGCGCAUCAUUAUAAAAACUUUGAACUUGGGUUCGGCGUUACCAGCAAGAUGUGGGACUACGUCUUCAACACUGUCCUCCCGUUAUAA
Fibroporia radiculosa is the source of this 279-nucleotide messenger RNA. RefSeq lists its product as uncharacterized. Gene Ontology annotation, molecular function: fatty acid 2-hydroxylase activity; iron ion binding. Lineage: Eukaryota; Fungi; Basidiomycota; Agaricomycetes; Polyporales; Fibroporiaceae. The coding region runs from base 1 to 279 and encodes 92 amino acids. Gene Ontology annotation, biological process: lipid biosynthetic process; fatty acid metabolic process. The transcript has 3 exons. Gene Ontology annotation, cellular component: endoplasmic reticulum; membrane. The record is from RefSeq and is a predicted model, not a curated record.